Lingula anatina is the source of this 2526-nucleotide messenger RNA. Its product is annotated as ammonium transporter Rh type B. Gene Ontology annotation, cellular component: plasma membrane. Gene Ontology annotation, molecular function: ammonium channel activity. Gene Ontology annotation, biological process: ammonium transmembrane transport; ammonium homeostasis. The record is from RefSeq and is a predicted model, not a curated record. Lineage: Eukaryota; Metazoa; Brachiopoda; Lingulata; Lingulida; Lingulidae.
CAUCAAUAUGAACUCAGCUGUCAAUCAGCACGUUUUAAAUAUAUUUGUCUCGGGGUUAUCAAAAAGAACGGCCUUCUCUGAACAGCAACAGACUAACAGGUGUUUGCUGGCAUAUAUUACAGAACGUGCACUUUUAUUCCAACACCCUCGACCUUAACAUUCGUUAAUCGAACAGUUGAUGAAUAUUUGGCAUUUUGGGUGUUAUACUCAUCUGACAGGCAAAAAGUGAGAAGAAAUAUAAACGUAUAACGGAGCGCCCGCACGCCGAUCGCUUUCAGAGUUUCACCGCAACGUAGCUGCUUUCGAGGAGUACUGUUGUCGUACUUGAUCCAAAAACGUAAACCAGGGUGACAAACAGACAUGGGUGACAGUCAGCUGACAAGGGUCAAGCUGACCAGUGUCCUGCUGGUCUUGCAGGCUCUCUUCAUUGUGUUGUUUGGAAUAUUUGUGGACUACGGCGAUGAUGCGAACGCAGUGAUGUCAACCGGGAAUGAGACCACGCCGAAUUCUGUUAAGAGCUACUAUCCAAUGUUCCAGGAUGUCCAUGUUAUGAUCUUUGUCGGGUUCGGUUUUCUUAUGACGUUUCUGAAGCGUUACGGUUUCGGUAGUAUGGGGUUUAACUUUCUCCUCUCCGCCCUUGUGGUACAGUGGCAGAUCCUCAUGGCGGGUUUCUUGCACAUGGAGCAUGGAAAAAUCAAGAUAGAUGUAACAAGUAUGAUAGCUGCAGACUUUGGAGCCGGCGCAGUACUUAUUUCUUUUGGGGCAGUGUUGGGAAAAACAAGCCCUCUCCAGCUCGUCAUCAUGGCUUUCUUUGAGAUCAUCUUCUACUGCGUCAAUGAAAUGAUCGGACUCACAUACUUCAAGGCGGUGGAUAUUGGAGGAUCCAUGUUCAUCCAUGCAUUCGGGGCGUACUUUGGUUUGGCUGUGGCAAGGGUCUUAUGGCGGGAAGACAUAGAGGAGAGCGAUAAGGAGGGAUCCGUCUACCACUCUGAUCUGUUCUCCAUGAUAGGAACCAUAUUCCUGUGGAUGUACUGGCCCAGUUUCAACGGCGCUCUGGCUCCAGGGGACGACCAGCACCGCGCUGUGAUAAACACAUACCUCUCCCUGGCGGCCUGCUGUGUUGUCACUUUCGCCAUAUCCUCGGCGUUAGACGCUAAGGGGCGGAUUAACAUGGUGCACGUUCAGAACGCGACUCUGGCAGGAGGUGUUGCCAUAGGAACAAGUGCUGACCUUAUGAUUCGACCUUGGGGGGCAAUGCUGGUGGGGACCUCUGCCGCCCUGAUCUCAACUCUCGGCUUUACGUACCUCACGCCGCUGUUGAGCACCAAGGCUAAGGUUCACGAUACAUGUGGUGUGAACAACCUCCAUGGGAUGCCGGGAAUAUUGGCGGCCAUUGCUGGGGCUAUUCUAGCCGCCAUUGCCAGCACCGAUAUCUACGGGCUCAGUCUGUACCAGGUUUUCCCAGCCCGUUCCCCUGUAGAAAACUCCACCAUGUUACAGGAGCUACAGGCGAGAUUCAGCGAGAUCGAAGCUGGUCUCGGUCGCACGGCAGGCGAGCAGGCCGGCUACCAGAUGGCGACACUGGGCGUGACUUUGGGCAUUGCUUUACUGGGAGGGACAAUUACUGGUUUUCUCCUACUGAUCCCCUGUUUGGACCGCCCUGAGGGCGACCAACUGUUUGAUGACGAGAAGUUCUGGGAAGUGCCAGAGGAGGGUUUCCAGAAAUUGCCACUGUUUGACCCCAAUUCCUCACACGGCGUCAACAGAGAGGAGCCAGCCAUCAAGAACGGGGCAACAGAGGAUACAAAGUUUUAGCUGAAAAGUUGUACAUAAUACUAAAAAACAUCCGCUAACAUGCAUGUGUCAGUCUUGAGGCAGGAGGAAGGAUGUUUCCAAUCUUUGACCCCAAUACCUCAAAGGGCGUCACCAAGAAAGACUCGAUCACCAAGAACGAUUCAACUGAAUACAUGGUUUUAGCUCGAAAGAUAAUCCAUGAAUAUGGCGUUAAAAUAUACACGAGGACAAGUUACUUAUCGCGAUCGUGUUAUUAAUAAUAAAUAAUCCACGAAAACCAAAGUAGUGAGUUUGCGUAGAACGUGUUACAUCUCAGAGAUGCAGUGCAUGGGGGAUUAAAAAGGCACAGAACAGCUGAAUUUUGUUCAACCCAAUAACCGUGAAUGCCCCUAAGAGCUUUUCAUUAGAAUACAAGCAGCUUAUGUAUGCUUUCUAUUAUCAUUAAACAUUUAUUUAUGUAUAUACAUGAUAUUGGUGUGAGGAAAUGUUUUUAAAAACAAUGAAAUUGUAUAUUACAGACAUAUACAAUUAAAUGUCUGAAAACGCUUAAUUGUAUCGAAUUUUUUUUUUUUGUACAGGAAUUUGAUAGACUCAGAAUCUACAAUAAUACAAUGUAGAAAUACUAUGUUAACGGUUAUGUUUUUUGCAUAUAAUGUAUAUAACCACGUGCACAAUAAAUCAUAAAUAUAUAAAUAAACCAGUAUGAAUCCAAUAAACAUGAAUGUAUUAUUU